Molecule: messenger RNA, 1444 nt
Organism: Rhincodon typus (whale shark)
Lineage: Eukaryota; Metazoa; Chordata; Chondrichthyes; Orectolobiformes; Rhincodontidae
Product: anaphase-promoting complex subunit 4-like
Exons: 2
Coding region: 73-369 (98 amino acids)
Biological process (GO): positive regulation of mitotic metaphase/anaphase transition; protein K11-linked ubiquitination; anaphase-promoting complex-dependent catabolic process
Cellular component (GO): nuclear periphery; anaphase-promoting complex
Source: RefSeq, a predicted model, not a curated record
AUAGAUGAACAAAGCAAUCAAAUUCCAGUUCAGACAGUAGUCCUUGAAAAUCAGUCUCGGACCUUAGAGAAUAUGAAAGCACAAUACCUUGCCGUAAAUGGUAUUCGUAAAGUAUCUUGUGUGCUCAGUUCAAACUUGCGACAUGUACGUGUUUUUGAAAUGGAUGUAGAAGAUGAUGGGGAGGUGGAUGAAGAGGAGGAGGAGGAGGAGCCAGAGUCUCAAAAUGUUGGUGAGACUAAAGAAGAGAUGAAAGAGACUGUGAAUGUGCAAGAUGAUUCUGAUGUCAAUGCUGUAGCCAGCAUUGAGAAGCCUGUACUGCUUGAGGAUGAUGCUUCCAGCCUGGAAUCCAUACCUGGAACCUGGAGUUAGUUUGUGAUAUGUAAACUGCAGUCAUGAAACAGGAUUUCCUAGUACUAGUCUAGUUUAUUUUUGUGGAGAGUAAGUACCUAUUGGCAGCGUUUUGCGCUCCCAAGUCAACUGCAACAGUAACUGCAUGGUAAAUCUCUCUUAAAAACUAAACAAAGGUUUCAUUCACUUAGCUUUAGUGAAGUUGUCGACACACAUUGGAAAUUAUACUGAAUCUGUAAUGGCUGGUGCAAUUUGCUGUGAAUGCUAUUUGUACAAAUUACAUUACAUUGCAUGUGCUGUGAAAAUCAGAACAAUGUUUGAAAACAUUAGCACACUAGCUAACAAUAGACUCGACCCUCUAGUCUUAUUUGAAUACACUCCCACUGAUAAGUUUGCACAAAUUGAGCCCUUGUUUCUACAGGAUGUAAAACCAGCCCAAACUCUCAACUGUUCAUUUAAGAGGCCAAAGUAUGAGAAUGGGAACUUAAUAUAUUGCAAUGAGAUGACAGAGGGCACUGCUGAGGUUUGGGGUGAAGCACACUAGGAAUGCUUUCAUAUGUAUGCUCAUUGUAAUGAGAUUGUAAGCCUGCUGUUUGUGAAUUCGUUGACAACUUCACUAAAACUAAAUGAAUGAAACCUUUGUUCAGUUUUCAGAGACAUUUACCAUGCAGUUACUAUUGCAGUUGACUUGGGAGUGCAAAACACUGACAUUGGGUACUUACACUCCACUAAUAUCUUAAGCUGAACAAACGCAACUACGUAUAAGCGGGAAGUUCUGAUUAAUUUUUCUGUUGCUGAGAUUUUGAUAUAUUAUUUACAUUAUUUUCUGUGUGAUAGUGUAAAAUCUUUAAUUAAAAUAGAAUGUAAAAACAGUUAACUUUGCCUUGAAUUAUGUUGCCUUGUGCAUGAUUUAAUAGAACUUUGUACGUUACUGGAAGUAUUUGUAACAUUAUUACACUUUGAGAAGUAAUUUAUUCUGAGUAGUAGCAAUAUUCUCAGGAUUUUACCUAAUUUACUUCAGUUUGUUCAUAUUUAAUUGAAAAUGCUUUUCAAAUGAAAGCUUGUCUCAUCCUGAAUACAAUUUUAUUUUAUCUUU